AUGGAUGGUGCCUUUACUGCGAUGCCGAGGCAGGCUCGCGUCUUCGAGUCGAGCCUGCACAUUCCUUCUCACAACACCGCCUUUUUCGAGAACCUAGUCCAUAACAACUUGAACCAAAUCUGCCGCGAUUUUCUCAAAAUGAGCGCCGAAUCUCCUCCUACGCCCCCGGCUGCUGGCCCGCUGCUCUCGGAAGAAUCGGCCACCCUCCUUCGGGAGCUAGGAGACUACUUUACCCGUACAGCUCAGAUGUGGUCGACAAUGACACAAAGUAUGCUCCAAGGGCCGCACAUUGACCAGGUUGCCUACGAUGUCAACACGCGCUCUGAUCGGCGAACGCACAUGGCCGACAUGUCUACCGUUGCUGCUGUUGAUCUUGAACUGGGACGUUUACGGAAAAUAAGAGACCUGACAACCAAGUUCUCCCAAGACGUUCAGGCUGCAUGGCGCCCCGAUGGCAAUGCAUUAGACUCGUCUUCGUCGGGUCAAGGCACCCGUGCUGCGUAUCUGCCCUUUGGCAACAUGCUAUCCUCACCAAGCCAAGAUGCUCAUUAUGUUAGCCAUAGCCAACCUGACGGCGAAAGCUUAAUCACCUUGGCCGGUGGCGUGGCUGAGCAGAUGGAUCUUGGCAAGGAAGAAGACUCAGACUCUGAUUCUGGCGAUGAGGAGCUCUUUGACAGCAUUGACAUGGAGGCCCUCAAGCAGAGAGGCAAAGGCUCGCACACCUGCCCCAAAGGCCUAAGAUGCGACAAAGGCGGCGUCGACAAGGACGGCAACGUCAUUAUCUUUGACCGCAACUCGUCAUUUGCGUAUGUGCCCAACCCCCUUACAUUCCCGUGGCAUGCAAGGCACAUGGCCGACGGCCGCAAUACAUGCAGACCAUACUAA
Messenger RNA from Cordyceps militaris CM01, 885 nucleotides. RefSeq lists its product as uncharacterized. The transcript is spliced from 2 exons. The record is from RefSeq and is a predicted model, not a curated record. NCBI's taxonomy places the organism in Eukaryota, Fungi, Ascomycota, Sordariomycetes, Hypocreales, Cordycipitaceae. The coding region runs from base 1 to 885 and encodes 294 amino acids.